GGCAACAGAUGUGAAUCAAGCGAUCUCGGACUAAUUUUCUGGAAAAAAACACCUAGAAAUGGGCUGAAGCAGGCAAAGAAAAGUUUAGGAAGCAUGAGUGAUUCCGAUCCUGACUUUUGGGACUUGGGAGAGGAAAGCAAACCAGUCGGGAGAAAGAAAGCUCGUCCCAAGAAAACCAUUGGUUUUCCAGAGUAUGCUCCCCAUGUACCUGAAAACAUCAGCAAAGGUGUUACUCCAAGUCUUCCUAACAUUAACCUGAAAGAAAAUAAAAAAGUUCCCGAAUACAUGGUGAAAGGCACUAAGGGCAAGAGAGAAAAGGCACAGAAAGAAAAUGGUAAUGAUAGCACAAGUGAAGAAAAGAGCAGCGAUGACAAUAAUGACAUCAGUGACGAUCUUGAAAGUGAAGAGGAUGCAGACGAAGAUGACUCAGAGGAGGACGAGGAAGGCAACAACGAUCUGGUGCAAAAGAGGCAGGAAGAAACCAAUGGCAGUAGCAGUGACUCCAGUAACCGCACCAGCCUGCUGAGUGGCUCUGACUUGCCCCAGGACUCUCCCAAGGAUGCUGGGCUCACAGAUGAGUCAGAAAAAAGCUCCAAGGGAUCGAGAAGUGAAUCCCAAUGGAUGGUAGAAGAGUACCUUCUUCCUCCGCAGCAGAAACUCAAACUAGCCCUUUAUCGAGGCAGAAAAUUACUAGCAGCCAAGGAAGCUGACGGUGCAGUACGAGAAUUUGUCCGAGCUCAGGCCCUUGCGCGGAUUGUACAUGGUGACCAACACUGGCGUUAUUGCAGAUGUAAGGUGUUUCUUGCACAGGCUUAUCUGUAUCUGAAGGACUAUGCACCUCAGGGGGAAACCCAAGCACGGGAAGCCAUAGACACAAUUGCCGCCCACCUCUCCACACCCCUUGCUCCUUCAAAGAAACCUCAGGUUCAUCAUACCCUUUUAUGGGGCUAUCUGGUGAGUGGUGAAGCACGUACAAAAUUAGGACAGCUUGUUGGUGCUCAGGAAGCCCUAAGCCAUGCUCUCCAUCACACACGGAUAUACACAAGAAUGGUGUCCAAACGGAAAAAGAAACUGACACCCUCACUGACGAUGGACCGAGCUUUGGAUCUACAAGUGAAGGUCUUAUCAGCCCAAGCCACUCUCUACACCAAGAGAGGGAAGUUUUCCAAAGCUAAAGAGAGACUUGAACUAACCAUCAGCACCAUAGAAAAAGAAGGAACAGGAGUUGAAGAUCCUGGUCUGGUUGUCCCUUUGCAACAGCUCGGACAGCUCUUCCUGAACAACGGGGAGGCAGACGAGGAUGCUGAGACUGGCCUGGAAUGUCUGGCCCGUGCAGUGAAUAUUACGCAAGUGAGCAAUCGCCCAGGAAGUGUAGCAGAGUGUGAAGCUCGGGGAUUGUUGGUGGAGCAUCGCCUUCGUCUGAGAAGAAUUAACUCCCAAGAAGCCCUAAGAGAACUACAUAAGCUUUAUCUACUUUAUUCUCGCUUGCAUGGUGAACAGAGCUCUAAAACACUAGCCAUGCAUAAUCUGACUGUCCAGGUCCUACUUCAAGAGGAGGACUAUGAGCAGGCACUUGAGCAGCUUAAAACAAGGCUUAAGCUCUGCCGUGAAGCCCAUGGGGACUACAGCACUCAGGUUUGUGGAGUAUUGCGUCAGCUGUCUCGUGUCCAUGCUCUGAAAGGGGACCUCAGUGCAGCUGCCUCUGCUCUAGACCAGUGUCUUCACGCUGAAAUCCUUAUCUAUGGAUCGUCUUCACGCAGAGCUCAAGCAUCCCGUCUGCGUCUUCGAGAAUUAAUUCAACACUUACCUUUGGCCUUAAGGAUGAAGAUGUGGAGAAAACAUCCAGAGCUGCAGAAUAAACCAAGAUUUAGAAACUUGUAAAGAUAUUUUUUGUUUGAGAGAAAGAAAAAUAUGUUCCUUACUACAGAUGCUGC
Molecule: messenger RNA, 1934 nt
Organism: Penaeus indicus
Lineage: Eukaryota; Metazoa; Arthropoda; Malacostraca; Decapoda; Penaeidae
Product: tetratricopeptide repeat protein 23-like
Exons: 12
Coding region: 94-1881 (595 amino acids)
Molecular function (GO): protein binding
Source: RefSeq, a predicted model, not a curated record